GUUUUACACAGCGUUGUGAUUGGUCAUCAGUGGUACAUCUGCAUGGUGAUUGCUGGAAAAAUACAAAAUUUACUGAGUGCAGAGACAGAGAAGCAUCAUUACCUGAAGCAGAGGUUCAGAGCUGGUUCUCCUGCUGUUGGCCGAGCUGAGUGCUGCUGCAAGGCUUCAGUGAAAACAUGAUGAGGAACAUUUGCAUCUUCGUCUCCCUGCUGUUCAUCGUUCCUGUCUGUGGGCAGCAAUCAGGCCUCAGAAGCGUCAGUUUUAUGUAUUAUGAGGAAGACAAGACCUGGAAAGAAGCUCAGUCUUUCUGUAGAGAGAAGCACACUGACCUGGCGACUAUCAGAAGUGAAGAAGAGAAUCAGCUGAUUCGUGAAAACCAGGGCUGGAUCGGACUGUAUCGAGAGGAUGCGAACAGUCCAUGGAAAUGGUCCAGAGGAGACAAGAAUGCAACCUUCUUUAAUUGGGACAAUAACGAACCAAAUAACGAAAAAGACGAACUCUGUGUUGUAACGUGGAAUAAAGAUGACUGGAAAAAUGACAACUGUUGGAAGAAAUAUAAUUUCCUGUGUUAUGAUGAGAAUCUGGUUCUGGUGACGGAGAACAAGACGUGGGAGGAGGCGUUAGACCACUGCAGGUCUCUGGGGGGAGAGGACUCAGAGAACCCAGACUCUGUGUCCUGGAAGCCCAGCUACGACCUGGCCACCCUGAUCACUGAAGAUGAUCAUGACUACGCACAAGAGAGAGCACAACAGGCGACCACUGAUGAGGUGUGGACGGGCCUGCGUUUCCUGGGUGACGGCUGGUUCUGGGUGGGUGGAGAACCGGUGCAGUACCAGGAUAUUCCAAGCUGCCCGGCUUACGGCUGUGGUGUCCUGGAGAAGAACAGCAACACAUCCUUUGGGCUCAGAGCCUGCAGUCAGAGAAGAAACUUCUUCUGUUACAAGAGGCCUGAAAACAACUGAAAGCCACUGGGCUCAUCUAUCAGCUGCUUCUCCCUGCUGUUAAUAACAACACCAGGAGUUUAGAAACACUGCUGGAAUCUCUGCAGCUCAUCCACAAGUAAACACUCUUCAUUGCUGCUGCUUGACUGCUGUCAUUGCUUUUCUGAUAAAGAAUAAAACUGCGAGAAUAAUACAAACUUAAAUAUGGAAUAACCCAGUCAGCUGUUCAUUGCACAUAAAAACAAUGGACAUCCCCCCUGCAGUGAUCCCCGCCCGUCAUGGACAAAGCUUCUCAUGGAGUAUGACCGGAACAAACCUCUCGCUUCUCGCAGAAUAUGUAAGAAGCUUAAGAGCUAAAUGUUCCUCUGCUGCCACCUUCAGGAGUCUGACAGUAACUGCAGCAUGUUUGUUUAUCUCAGUAAAGCAGCAACAAUGAAGAACCUUUACUUAGUGAAUGUUCCACAUAACUACUCUGCUUCACAUCACUGGAAACACACUCAGAUGUACAAACACAUAUUUUCAUAAGAAGUUUGAAGUUAGACAGUAAAACAGAUCAGUGAUAGAUCAGUAGAGUCUGUCCUUUACUGAUUAGAUGAGGACAGUUAAAAUAGUUGAAAAUCUAUUUCAGUGUGUGAACAUCUGGUGGUUUUUAUUAAAACAUGAACAGCAGGUAAAAGCAGGUAAAAUACGACACCAGUGGAUUAUAAUACAUUUACUGGAGUAGAAAUUUAAAGUGUGUCUUUAACUUUCCAGUUCAUCACCAUACUUGUCUACCACAGUUCAGAGGGAAAUUCUGUAAUCUGUUCGUGUUUCGUUUAAAUGUUAUGAUUUUUUUUCUUUGUAAUAUUAGGUUUUACAUUCAUAUUUGUAAUUAGAUUAUUUAGCUGUUCAUUUAUGAAGUAGUUAAGUGUGAAACACUUUGGAUGAUUUGAUAACGUUUUAUUCUGAUUUUUUUCAUCAUACUUUAAUCUACAUUUUUUUUUUUUUUUUUAGAUUUAAGUGAAAACUCUUUUGCACUGAAUCAGAUAUAAAACCUUCAUCCUGAGCUACGGUGUUCAGGUCAAGGUCAUCUGAUUUGGUUCUUCUCUUCAGGAAUUGUUGGGAGUUUGGUAAAGUGAUGGAAAACUGGAUGUGAAUCCUGUUGGAUUCAUCUUUCCGCUUUCAUCCUUAGUCAGGGAUGAUGUGAUUUUUGUUGGCCUUCGAUCUCUGAAGAGAUGGAACCUUUUUUUUAACGUUUAACCCAUAAGUUUAUUUUUUGGGAUGUUAACUUAUUUCAAUUUCUGCUGCUUGUGAUAAAGCUGGAAAGAAUUUCCUUGUGGAAAACUAAUGAGAAUAAACCUUCCUUUAUCCUUCUUUUUAAUCCUACUUUUUCUAGCAGAAGAAAUUUUGCUUAAAGGUGCAGUGUGUAACAAAAUCCAAGGUAAAUGACAGAAAAAUUUAAUAUAUUAAAAACUGUGUUUGUAUUGUUUGUAUCUAAUCAUUUUACUAAAUUAGCUUAUGUUUUGUCUUAGAGCAAGCCAUUUAUAUCUACUUGUUGUGGGUCCACAUACAAGGCAGCUGUGUACUACGGAGUUUCUGGAUGGACAAACUCCUCUUGAAAACUGCAGUACCAGCUUUGUUUGAAAGGUGCUGGAGUACCGUUUAGAAUAAGUGACACCAAAAAGGACCAUAGAAAAAGACAGUACAUACGUAUAUGAUUUCGAAGUACUUACUGUGGCCUAUUGCACAAAAGAUUAAGUCGGGAUAUGUUGGUCAUCUGGAUCAACUUAUCCAUGAUAUUGUUACAUAAAGGCGGGGUACAGGAAAGUGGGGUGGUUAUGUCAUAAAUUACGAAGGAGAUUUAUUCUGUGAGCCUUGCCUGCUAAGUUCCAGGAUUUAUUUAAUCUCACCUGUUAUUACAGCCAGCAGUCACUACAAAUGGAAACCAAUAUUUAUUUGAUUGUCCGCUACACAUUAUCACAUUCAACUAGAU
This is a messenger RNA of Melanotaenia boesemani (Boeseman's rainbowfish), 2913 nucleotides long. Its product is annotated as macrophage mannose receptor 1-like. Lineage: Eukaryota; Metazoa; Chordata; Actinopteri; Atheriniformes; Melanotaeniidae. The transcript is spliced from 4 exons. The record is from RefSeq and is a predicted model, not a curated record. The coding region runs from base 177 to 962 and encodes 261 amino acids.